This is a messenger RNA of Knipowitschia caucasica, 438 nucleotides long. The record is from the annotation of a GenBank genome assembly. NCBI's taxonomy places the organism in Eukaryota, Metazoa, Chordata, Actinopteri, Gobiiformes, Gobiidae.
AUGUCCCUCUGCUUCCAAAGUGAAAGUGCAGACGUGGAGCUGAUGAAGUUGUCUGCAUCCUCCUCCGGGCCUUCUCUCAUCUCAGACGCUUCAGUGGACUACAGCUUUAGUCAAACUGGCACGGGACGCACAGGGCCCGGGGCCCAUCGGACACCCACCACCACCACCCCCUCCUCUAUUCCCUCUCCACGCUUUAAUGAUGGCGGCCCAAAACAUGGAGCACGUUGUCUUGGGCUGGUGUCGUGCUGGCUUGAUCCGUUACGUAAGCGCAGUGGGGCCCCCUCCAGUCCGCUCUCGUCAACUUUGUUCGCCGCGACAACAUGCGCAUGCAAAAAAUCCGUGACAUUAGCCAAGGAGAGCUGUCGAGAUGUUGGGCUCUCUGCGUUGCAUCACUUCAGCAGCAGCUCUGGCGCCCCGGAGCCAACACCGACCUCCUAA